AUGCAGCACACCACGUGCACGGAGGACAGGAUCUAUCAUGCACUGGAAAGAUGUCUACAUGGGCUUAGCAGAGAUGCUGUCUCCAGCAGAUGGGCUGCCGGGCUAUGCCUGAAUUGCUGGAGCCUCCAGGAGCUAGUAAGCCGAGAUGCUGGAAACUACCUCAUCCUCGUGGAGAAAAUCCUCAGCAAAGCCAAAGAGGUUCAGGAGAAGUGCGACUAUGAUCUUGUAACCCCUCUGGCUCUGCUUUUCUACUACGCGGUCCUAUAUGCUCCUCACUUCCCUCCAGACUCUGACAUGCUCCUGAAGGCCAUCACCAUCUACCACAACUUCCUCACCUGGCCCGUGCCCUACUGCGACAUCUUCCGUGAGCUGCUCAGCUUCAUCAGCGACGAGCUCAAGGCCCCGGGGAUAUCGUUCCAGAGGCUGGUGAGGACAGAGCAGGGCCUGCCCGUGAAGAGCUACCAGAGCUCCACCAUCACUGUGCUGCUGCUCAACCGCUCCGAGGUGCAGAGCGAGUUCCUCUCCAUCGCCGAGCGGCUGAGCUGCCCGGAGCCGUCGCGGCGCGCCACGCUCCUCGUGCUGCUGGAGCACCUCUACCAGGCCAACUUCGGCACCCGCUGUGACCUGGGCAGCCUGCGGCACCUCCUGAAGUCCAAGUCGCUGGAAGAGCUCUCGGAGAUCUAUGCCAGCGCCGCGGAGGCCCAGGAGGCAGCAGCCGCCAGCAGCGAGCCCGCCCGGGCGCGGGAGCAGCUGCAAUCGGCCCUGCGAGAGCUCGCCGGAGCCACGGCCUUCCCUGCCGCCGCGGGUGAGGUCCAGCCCCGCAAGCUCCACACCAUCCCCAUCCCUCCAGCUCGCUGUUACACCUACAGCUGGGAUCAGGAUAACUUCGAUAUCCUCAACGACAUCCUCAGCAAAGAGUGCCACAUUGUUGAGCCCCUGGUCUCAGAGAACGAGGAGGAGGAGGAAGAGGAGGAGGAAGUGGAAACUGAUGGCUGUUCUUCAGAAAGGGACUCACUGCUUUGCCCCAUCUCUGCCAUUUCCAAAGACUCUGUAUACUCAGCGCUAUCGGAGGAAGGAUCUAAGCACUCACGAGUGUCCCUCUUUAGUGCUUCCAAGGACUCCAUCUCAGAGCUGACAGUUGUCUCCAAAAAGUCCUUGAGGUCUUUUGUCUCUAGCCUCAAGGACUGCAUGGACAGCGGCUAUGCAGAAGACAGUGAUGAGAGCUCUCUGGACAUGACAGGAAGGCCAGAGCUCCAGGUGGAGAAGACCCACCACAAAUACAGGCACACACUGACCAACAAGAUCUACAAGCUCUUCAAGAGCAAAAGCCUCCUGGUCUUGAGGAGAGAGCUGAAGGACUGCUCAGACAUGGGCUCGCUCUCCCUGCCCCUGCGCCGGGCCGAGAGCCUGUGCAACCCUGAAGCCAAGCACCGCAUCCUGGCGCGUUCGCGGCGAGCCCAUUCGCUGCCCCAGCACGUCCUGAGCCAGCGGCUCCCCGCGCACCAUGUGGCGCAGCACGCGAGCCUCCACCGCAGGCCCUUCCUCAGCUACGACGAGGACACCAAGGUAUCCACGCUGCGCGUCGUGGUCUUCGGCUCUGACCGCAUCUCGGGGAAAGUGGCCCGGGCCUACAGCAACCUCAGGCUGAAAGAAAGCACCUGCCCCUCACUGACAAGGUACUUCAAGCUGCAGUUUUACUACGUCCCUGUGAAGAGGAACUGCCUCUUCCCGUCGACCCCGCUGCUACAUCCCCCCCACUCCCCAGGGGACCCGCAUCUCCGAGGCUCGGCGCAGGCGGAGCCUGCGUUGGCCAAGGUGGAGACUAGCACCAAUGACAUCUCUCACUACAUUGGGAUGUUGGACCCCUGGUAUGAGCGUAAUGUUCUUGGGCUGAUGAGCUUGCCCAUGGAUGUUCUCUGUCAGUCUGCCAAGCUGGAGCCUGAGCCUCAGGAGGACUCCAGGGAGCAGCUGCCCAUCCUGGCUGACAUGAUUCUCUACUACUGCCGCUUCGCCACGCGCCCCGUGCUGCUGCAGCUCUACCAGACGGAGCUCACCUUCAUGGGCGGGGAGAAGAUGACCGAAGUCUUCAUCCACUCCCUUGAGCUGGGUCACUCGGCGGCCACGCGGGCCAUCAAGGCAUCAGGUCCCGGCAGCAAAAGGCUGGGCAUAGAUGGAGACAGAGAAGCGAUCCCGCUAACACUACAAAUCGCCUACAGCAAGACAGCUGUCAGUGGAAGAAGUCACUGGAAUGAUGUUGAGAAGGUCUGCACGUCCGUCAACCUCAGCAAAGCCUGCAAGAAGUAUGAAGAACUAGCCUCAAAAACAGAGUGUCUCAACUUAACCAUGACUGAGGUGGUCAAAAGGCAAAACUCUAAAUCCAAGAAAAGUUUCAAUCAGAUCAGCGUGUCCCAGAUAAAAGUAGACAAGGUGCAGAUUAUCGGUGUCCAGUCCUCGUUUGCCGUGUGUUUGGACCAGGAUGAGCAGAAGAUCCUGCAGAGUGUAACCAGGUGUGAGAUCUCCGUGUGCUACAGACCAAGGAACAGUGAUCCCCUUGCACUGAGAACAUCCUCUUCGCCUCCCCAGGACCCGUUUGAGUUUCCUUCUCUUCUGUGCUUACCCAUUGCUACCUUCAGUGGAGCGCUGCCAUAG
Tinamus guttatus (white-throated tinamou) is the source of this 2649-nucleotide messenger RNA. The record is from RefSeq and is a predicted model, not a curated record. NCBI's taxonomy places the organism in Eukaryota, Metazoa, Chordata, Aves, Tinamiformes, Tinamidae.